Messenger RNA from Didymodactylos carnosus, 992 nucleotides. The record is from the annotation of a GenBank genome assembly. Lineage: Eukaryota; Metazoa; Rotifera; Eurotatoria; Philodinida; Philodinidae.
UCGCGAAUUUGAACGAUCUGAGAAUACAGUUUUACUCAGAAUUCGACGCUGAUUCCGAAUAUGUAUGACUCAUUGCGUAAUUUUUUGGGCACGAAACCUUACAUUCUGCCACUUGUCCUUUGAUAUAGCUUCGGCUAGAUUGAAUCUAGCUUCAACUGGGUACAACUAGUUGCCACCGAUUAAUCGGGCAAUUCAUUGCGCCAUUAAUUGGUCACUGCAGCGGCCGUUUCAGCUAGUACACGAUUUCAAUCAGCAUGUAGCUAGAUAAAUGUACCUUUUAAUGUAGUUAAUCUAGCUGUAAGUGGGCGCUUCAGCUAUUUUUGCAGCUAGAUUUUCUCGCUUACUCAGUUUUGCUUGGGAAAGAAAAUGAGCAGCUUCAUGGUGCAACUUAGUAGAGCAUCCUUAGAAAAAUAUUUUCAUGUCUCUAGUGUUACAAAGUUUUGCAAAAGAUCAAUUAUGACUCAACUGGAUUCCUAGUAGAACAAUAAAAAUAAAAAUAUUUCGUAUUUUUUUUAGAUUUCAGUCGUCAGUUGUCACGGAAUGUAAUUAAAUUGAGCGAUUUAAUAAAUUUGAUGCCGAAUUUAACAUGUUUGAGAUUAUCCUAUGUCAGUUUAACACAACUAAUAAAUGAAUUAGGUAAUGAUGGUAUUGAUAAAAAGAUGUUAAAAAAAUUGACUACAUUAACCAUCAAGGGGUCAAUGGAAAAUGACACUUUUAAAAUAAAAACAUUUUGUUAUAUGUUUUCUAAUAUUCAUUAUUUGACAUUAGAGAAAAUUAUGUUACAUAAUAUUUAUAUUCUAUUACCUUUAUUAUUUAGAAAAGUGAUUAAUCUGGAACUUCUUAAUAUAUCAUUGAAUGGUGAUGAUUUUGAUAUAUUUGAUAAACAACAUUUUCAACAAUGGUUAAAAGAAUUUAUUCAAUUGAACGAUUUAAAUGUUAAUGUAGAAUAUAAUAAAGAUAAUCAAAAUAUGAUUGUAUGGAAAACAAAUUGA